Molecule: messenger RNA, 1239 nt
Organism: Pyricularia oryzae 70-15
Lineage: Eukaryota; Fungi; Ascomycota; Sordariomycetes; Magnaporthales; Pyriculariaceae
Exons: 4
Coding region: 1-1239 (412 amino acids)
Source: RefSeq, a predicted model, not a curated record
AUGCCAGCCAACGAGAAUCGUCUCGGCCGCCGUGCGCCGGCCCUCAACCCCAGCUCGGCCAAUUUCCAUGAGGAGGACCUCGACGAGAAUGACGUGUGCGACCUGCUCGAGUGGCUGCUGAGGGAGAAGAAGGGAGCCAUCGCCCGUGUGGAGAGGCUCGGCGUUCGUAGGAUCUCGCGGGCCAGCUUGUUGGCCUUUUCGCCGAGUAGGAACUUUACCGGCACGCUGGUUGAAUGGAAUCAUGGCGGUCGACGGGAUGCAGUCAUGAAGAGGCCCCAGGGCGAGCGGCGGCGGAGGUUUCUUCCGAACCCAGGCGAGAGGAUCAAGAAGCGCAAGUCUGGUGAUGAGGAGAGUGACGGCGAGCUGUCUGAUGGUGACAUCAUCGACCUCAACCCCUUUUACCCGGAGCCUACAGAGAAACCAGGCUUGUCACUGGACAAGAACGUCGACGGAAACAAGCCCACGGUGAUUGCACCCAAUGAAGGCUCCAGCAAUAACUCUAUUGCCACAUUUGCGAGCACACUUCCAGAAUUGCAACGUCGGGAUACUGCUGGAUAUCCGCUGACGGCACAAACCAAGGUCCAUACCAGUCACGGACAGCAACAAGAUCAUGCUCUUCAGGCCCCAUCUUUCCACAUUGAUCCUGAAAGCGGCAUGGCUGAGGUGGUUCAGCAGAAAGUGGAGUGCAUCGAGGCUAGCACAAACGCCAUUGAACAGCCGCAGCUCCAAGGGGCUGUAUGCUCCACGCCUGCCUAUCCCGUCGACAACCGCCUCAUUCAGCCUGCUGCGGCUCCAGCCGCCGCUCCGGUCUCCAUGAAAACGAAACACCCCUUCUCUACUUUUGAGACAUUACAGAAUGGCAGCCAGCAAGCCGUCACUCAUAAUAUCUCUAAUGAUGGUGGUGCUUUUGGCAAUGCGAACGGCGCUUUCACCAUGGCCAGCUACGACGCAUACCCCCACAACGGUCUGACAGGCAUCGGUCUCGAGGAAAAAGCGUAUGUCGAGACACGGCCGGCACCGAACCCUAGCGGCACCGCUUACUACGCAGCAUCAUCCCCAUACGCGCUUGCUGCAGCGACACGACCGCAUGCCCAGGCAUCGGUAGCCUCGUUCGUCGGUGGCAUGGACGGCAGCGUCGACAGCAUCCACCUGCAGCACAGAAACCUCGCAAUGCCUCCCGCGGAAGAUUUCUUCCACACUAGCUUUGACGAUCUCGUCGUGUGGGACGGCAAUGUCUGA